GUUGCGAGCCAGUGAGACAGAACAAUAUCUUUCUGGAAAGAACAUUCUUGAUUCAGGAACACUAAAAGGUAGGUAUAGUUAAGCGAUUUAUAGCCGGUGCACAGACUAAUUUAUUGCUUAUUACAAUAUAAGUGGGAUAUAACACGUGAAUUGAUUGGCUAAUGCUCGUGCAUGAUAUUUGUCUCCGGUUUCUUGCAAAAACAAUGUGAGUGCCGAUCCAAAGUUUGUUCGAAAGCAAAAAAGAAUAUACGGAAAAUGAAGUACAAAAGCAUCCAACAAGAAACAACGGCGUGACAAAGGCAAAGAAAUUUUCGCAGCUGUUUUUGAAUCUCAUUUAAACCACACGAGAAAAACUUUAAAAAGCCACAGGAAUACAAAAAUGAAAGCGAAAAUCUAAACAAAUUUCAUCAAGAAAGUACCUUAAAUACUUCAAAUUAAAACAGCAUGGCAUAUUUUCGUAGAAACACAAAAAACAUAAUGAUAAUUUCAACGAAACAACUUGUCGAUAACUUGAUCAAAUUCGGCAUGUAAGAUGCAGCAAAACAACUGUAAUCAAGCUUGUUACGUCCUUAGAUCGUAAUAUCCGAGGUAUUAAUUCCGCCCGGCUAUUUACACCGGGGGAAAGGAAAGCAUUAGCGAAGUCUAAAGUUCAUCAAUAAUCGCGGGCGCGUGACUAUGGUUCAUGGGUGGACCUCAGGUUUUAAUCUGAUCAACCAGCUCCAAGGUGACUGGCUGAGCGAAUUGAAACCAUAUCAUUCCAAUGAUCAUCACAAACAUUGAAGUUUCUCGGUAAAAACAUUGAACUUUGUCGCGUGAAUAGACGAUGCUUUUAAUAUCUGCGACCGUUCAUCCUUAGUUGCAAGCGACAGUAGUUAGGCCUACAAGCUCGGAGUUGGCUGUAAAAAUUCAGCGCAGGGGCCGUUUAUGUGUCAGUUAGAUUGAAACGCAGAAAAAUUUGAUAAAAUGACAUGUUAAAAAAUUUAGCAAGAUGGAGGCAUCACAUGUGAUAUUUGAUUUUGUUGUUUCUGAUGAAAUUUGUUGACUCUCGACUUUUUGCUCUGUCGACUCUCGACUUUUUGCUGUCGACUCACGACUUUUUGUUGUCGACUUUCGACUUUUUGCCGUCGAUUCUUGACUUUUACUCUCGACUCUCGACUUUUACUCUCGACUCUCGACCUAUGCUCUCGACUUUUAGAUACACUCGUUCUUCACCGCUAAUCAAUGGCCAUGUAUUUGCAUCACUCGCACACUGUCUAAGUUCUUCUAAUUCGUGGAUCUGUCUAUGGGUAAACUCCGUGAAAACUAGAUCUAUCAGCUUGUCCUUCAAAAUAUUUACAUAGAUAUAUCUUCACCUUUCGGCGAAGAGUUUUUUUCUCCUAAAAUAUUUAUUAAAAAAACAACCCAAAAAACUCGAAAAAACCCAAAAAAAACAAAACAAGUUUGCCAAGAUUUUCCUAACGUCUCAUCAUUCAGAGCCUAAAAUGUCAAGCCAGAGAAAGACAAGUAUAAACAUUGUCGUCAUCAAUAUGUAGUCCUGCAUCAUUUCACUAAUCAUAUAAAUAUUUAAUCAUUACAUCAUAUCCGUUCACAAUAAAUAACUUACCAAUGUUACCUAUGUUAUGAAAAUUCCGGUUUUAUUUGAACCAAUUACAAUUACUUGUUUACCUCCUGCACAGUAGCCUAGCUACUACGCGUUUGUUUGUGGGCAUCGGCAGAGGCGCCGGAAUAUCGAUAAUUGGGGGGGGGGGCAGAUAUUCAUAUAUUCGUGUUCUGCCCAAUCAAUUUCUUUUGAAAUCGAUUGUUAUUACAGUCUGUGAACACGAAUAUAUGAAUAUCUGCCCCCCCCCCAAUUAUCGAUAUUCCGGCGCCUCUAGGCGUCAGCGAAAAAUAAAUGCCUGCUAUACAGGCGAUCUAUACACAGUCACUCUUGAGACCUCUAUGGAAAUUAAUUCAACAUGCCAGUAAAUAAAUGGAAAGUUUAGACCGUUUCCAAAAUCUAAAUAACAAUAAUUAAAUGGCAUAUUUAUAAAAAUAUUGUAAAUAUCUGAACCAGAGGCAGAGCAGAAACGCGUGAAAUGAAACUGCAACGUCCGAACCCCGAGAGAGCAUAUGAACAAUUUCAAAGAAUACCAUCACACGACUUUAUUGCUCAACUUCCUGAGUUGUCUGUUGCUAUUAAAAUCUUUUUGGCAUGUUUUUGUAAUUUAAAGGCAAACAGAAACCAAAUUUAGCAAUGAAGUUCUUGCUUGUAUACAGAACACUCACUCAAAAACAUGUAAUAUGAAACUUUUCUCUCACACCCUUAGCCAAUCAGUUUUCUAUGUCACCAGCUCCGACCAGGUUUUUCCUCCACAAUAGGGAAAUGGUUCACGAUAAUCAAAUCCAUGGUUGACGUUAAUCAUAACCAUGGUUUACCAUACUCAUUACCAUGAUUCCCGAUAAUCAUAAGAAUGGGUCACGAUAAUAAUCAUAACCAUGGUUCACGUCAUCAAGUACACGACCGUUUGAACGCAUAACGUGCAUGGUCAUAUGUACGAUCUUUAUGUGUACCACCACCGUUUGUACAUAUAACUCGGUAUUUAAACGAUAGUUGCAUUUCACUUAUAGGAUGUUUGAAGAUAUUGGAGAAAGAAAUUGUACCAGAAUCAACACCACUCACUGCAAGUGCGGAAUAUCGCAAGAGUUUAGCGAUUGGCCUGUUUUAUAAGGUAAAUUCAGCUUUUCCUCCUGGAUGGUUUUUGGACUUGGUCUAGGUUUCUAAUUACCUCUAACAGUUGGUUAAGUUUUCACCUUGCUUUGUAUAGGCUUGUGUUUAGUGUUUAAUGUUUAGUGUUUAGUGUUUAGUGUUUAGUGUUUAGUGUUUAGUGUUUAGUGUUUAGUGUUUAGUGUUUAGUGUUUAGUGUUUAGUGUUUAGUGUUUAGUGUUUAGUGUUUAGUGUUUAGUGUUAGUGUUUAGUGUUUAGUGUUUAGUGUUUAGUGUUUAGUGUUUAGUGUUUUGUCCUUGUGACUCUAUGUGUUUGUCUCUCACGGCGAUAACUGAAAAGAUGUCCAACUCAUUAAUACGAAAAUGUAUGGGGCUACUAUAAAUAGUCCAAUUUGGGUCAUUUUGGAUGAAAAUUAGCAAAAUUUGUCUUGGUCUCCGGGUUGAGUAAACGGAAUACGAAUUAGCCCAUUGUAGAAUUAGUCUGGAAUGAUAACUCUUUUUUUUAAUUAAAGUUUUCUAUUCUAAUUCACUUCUCAACUGUCCCAAAAAUUUGAAACUUUUGGACAGUCCCAUAACUUGUUCUGUACUGAAAUAAAGGUAUUGUUGUCUAUGUUGAGCUUUAUCCUUGCUCAAACAAAGUGUAUUGUGUGAAAAAUAAACUAAAGAAUUCUGAGCAUUGUAUUUUCGGCAGCAUGAAUGGCUUCAAAUAUGGCGGCCAAAAUAUCGUUGCAGUUCCGUUAGACUUCAGUGGUUCUCUCUGAGUCCUAUGCAGUGCCACUAUAUAAUGUGCGUUACCAACCCUAGGAAUGCAAGGAAACACAGGCAACUACUUUGCAAGCAAUCUACGAUCGACACUCCAUGCAAUUUAUAAGCCAAUUCAGAAUCUCUACUGCGCAUCCAAAUGACGCGUUCUGCGACGGGAUAAAUUUCAGUUGAAUCAGAAGAUGCAUGCAGCUGAGACUGGAAGCGCGCAUUUAAUAUUAUAUGCAUGUCAAUCAUUAUUUGCAUUUCACUUAUAGUCACAAUAGAACUGUCGCUAAAUCAUUUUUGUACUAGAAUGUUUUGUCUUCCUUGUGAAGCAAAAUAAAAAAGGUACACUUUAUGGAUUAUAUUUUCUAAUUUAAAGCGCGUCAACUGUGCGUCGAACAGUUAAUUAAGUUAACCUAUAACAAGACUUCGUUUGGUACUAUAGGAAUGUUUAUUGUAUUAAUAUAUUCUAUAAUGUGAUUUGCAUUUUUUGGUUUACACUUUUGUUUUGACUAAAUUUGUCACGUGAUCGCUUUAACAUUCACUAAUGUAUAAAAGUUCAUGUAAUUUUGCCGACCCCCGUUACUAACUUCUUGAUGAAGGGCAUUCGCUCGGAACGUCGAAGUUCUUGUAUUUUUCAAGUAUUUGCAUCCCUACUAACCGAAGUAUGUAUUCUAAUUCUUUCAGUCGGAUAUACAUGUUAUAAUUCAAUGGACCUUUCACCUUUUGACUAAAAUUUAGAUUUCAACGAAACUUCGGAAUAUUACUAAUUUUGUGAUGCUCUUUCAAGCUGUGAUAAAAUUUUUCUCUAGACUUGUUGAAAUCUAAUUUUUAGUCAAAAGGUGAAAGGUCCAUUGCAUUUAUACCGACGCAGAAGCGUCAUUUGGAUGCGCAUGCAUGAAGUCGAGUGUGUAUCAAUGUGCAAAAUCCCACUCCUUGUAACGUUUUGCCGAAAAGCACGCUCGCGGCAGCCCUCUUCCACAUCAUACAUCGAUCAGCUCAGCGUUUCACCGCCCACUGUAUAAGCACCCUGGUAAAGUAUACGGCAAAGGCAACCGCUAGACAUAGUCACGUGGUUCCUUGCGGUUCGCUAUUCCAUCGAAAAACCUAAAAUUUGAAUGUCCCUAAUAACUACUGUAUUUUCUUCAAUAUAGUUUUACCUUACGCUUCUUGGUGACAAAGCAAGUGAGAGAGUACGUUCAGCUGCUGUUCCCUAUGUGCGACCAAUAUCGUCAGGUCAACAGAGUUUUGGUACAACACCAAGUGAAUAUCCUUUGACUAAACCUAUGACGAAAACCACAGCAAAAUUACAGGUAAACGUAGCCUUGACGUACCUAAAUCCGGAAAGUGCGUGACCUCAGCCAUAGAGCCUCGUUUCUGUGAUUGCGACGUAGGGCUUCAAACUAACGCCACGUACACGAAAACGAGACUCUGCUGCCAAGGUAACGUAUUUUCUGAACGUGUGUAUUCUUUUUCAUAAUGUUUACAUAUUGGGAUCAGGUGUGGGAACUGUAUCCACUUUCUACCUGGCCACAUGAACAAGUAUGCAGUAGGCCUAUAUUAAGAUUAAGUAAAACACUACGCAUUAUAAUCAAGUUUUAUUAUUAAUUAUUAUAUCAUUAUUAUUAUAAAUGUUUGUUUCUCCAAAAAUGGCCUUACAGAACCAAUUACAAGUACUAAUUAUAACAUGAGCAUCCGAUCUUACAAACUCUCGCCGAAAAGUUGAGUUUAUUGGCGAAGUAAUUUUAAAAAUAAACAUUGUCUAAGCCAAGAAAAUCAAAGCUGAAGUUUGUGUAAAUCAGGACAAAUAUUUAUCCGAUUUACAAACAUUGAUUAAACAAUCCUUUCUUUUGAAUUUUCUUCAUGAAUUAUUGUCAUUAAUAAUUGAGUAAUAUGAUAAUUCAAUUCAUUUACCACUUCACUCAAUUGAAUUACAUUGAUUAUUUUAAUUAAAUUUAGGUAUAUUUAUAUUUAUGUAUGUCAAAUUGAAAAGAAAGGGAGUGGCGAGAAGACCUCAGAAAGUCAAAGACUUGUAUUAAGAGCCAAUCUCAUUAUUAUUCAGAACAAAAUUUAAGGCAAAUUUUUUUUAAAAUUUGAUUUGUUGCAUCGGUUUAUAAUUAAAGCUCCUAUAGACCUUUUUAAAAAAUCUGCCUUGUGACGUAUUUUGCGGAUAAAGGAAAACCCCACACAACCGUUUGACUUACCUGAUUGGCCAAAUGAUCGUAUUUAUCAGCAAAGUAUGUAACAAGGCAGACUUUUUAAAAAGGUCUAUUGACAUGUACAUGCACUAAUUGUUUUUAAUGAAAUAUUUUUGCAAUAUAUAUACAAUGAGUAUUUAGUUUGAAGAUAUCCAAUAUAUCUCAUUUUUUGAAAAUAACUAAUAUAUGUUCUAUGUUGAACAUAUAAUAACUAAUAUAGCUAUUAACUAUAGCUAGUAGCUAUAUAUUCACAGCGUUAAUGUUUUAAUUAUUUACGAUAAUCCAAAACUAUUUAUUACAAAUGAUUUAAAUGAGUUUCUUAAUUCCUAAAAAAUGUUAGGAGGUAUUAAGUAUAUAUAAGAUAAUAUGACCUUCUUUGAUAACAUGUCCUUAUAAUUUUGCCCACUUGAUGAGAUUCGGCAAUAUAGCGCCGGGCAAGUCGUCAAGGAUUUCUCCAAUUACAGCAACUCCAUAAUUAACUUUACAAUUACAGUAAUUUUAACAAUGGAAAAAAACUAAUAUAAGCCAUUCUACAAUCGAUGCAACAGAUAACUAACAACAACUUAAAGCUCCACCAAGGGGCAUGGCCCAUUCACAUUUAACACACAGAUUUGCAAGUUCGCGGAUCAUCGCAAUUAUAUAAAUAUUGGAUAGCGCGUUUUUGUAAUAUAUCUUAAUUUAGUUCAGAUUUGAAAGCAUGGAAACCGAUUCUCUAUUAGAGAUACUAAAUAUAUUUAAAACGUUUAUACAUACUCUAAUAAAACAUGUAGUCUGGCAUGUUACAGUUUUAGCAAGAGUAUUACAAAUCUAAUUAAGUUUUCGUUUCUUUCACGUUUGGUUAUUCCUGAUUCAGCUAUUCUUGGUAGAGCACUUUCAUCGAUAUAAGUAUGGUUAUUAAUUACUAUAAGACCAAGUUCAAAUAUUCAUGCCAAUUAAUAAGUUAAAGCUGGUAGUAGGCCAAAUGAAGUUGAUGUAAUCUUGUUAUAUGUAGCUAUGAGACAUUGGUGAUAAACCCAGGUUUUAAGAUGCAUUUGAUUGCUCUUCUCAAAGGUAUAAAUGUGUUUACCUUUAUAUUUAUAGGCUUCUGGUGAGGCGCAGUACACAGACGAUAUACCCAAGCAAGAAGGAGAACUCUACGGUGCAUUUGUCAUGACAACACAGGUACGAAUAUCCAAAGCAAUAUGGAAUACCUUUUCAUUACGUAAAUUUCAACUUAGCUUGCUUUGUCGAGUUAAAUUUAGUUUAAUUACCUCCAUGGGGAGGUCAUGUUUUCAUCUGCGUUUGUAUGUGUGUGUACCUGACAUUGUGCGUUUGUCUGUCAGUACAAUAACUUCAAAAGGUAUCAAGAGAUAAUUUUUUUAAUCUCUUUAUGUCUGCGUUCUUUUAAAACAUCUUUUAUUUUUACGGCAUUGAGGAUUUAACGACAAGAAAUCAAGAAUAAUGAAUUUGGAGAUGUACUGAAUAUUAAUGCCAAAUAAGUCCUGUUAAGCGUUCAAAAUGACAUCAUAGACCAAUAUUUGCAAGUUUGCGGCACAGCAGUAUUCUUUUCGAGACUUGCGAAAUAUUUAUACACGGUAGCCUUUCACUUGCGCGACUUUCAAAGGGCCGUGUGUUUUAAAAAAAGAAAUACAACAUUUAACUAAGACAUUACAUUACACUACAAACUACAGUAUUACAAAGUUUCAUAAUAAUUAUUAAGUAAGCUACGAAAAGAAGAAAUAGAUUGGGAUUCGUCUACCACUCGUAAAAAUUAAUAGGGUUUUCUCGCGGUUUAAUGUUAUAACUGACUUGUUACUUGUUUGCCAUUUCUGAGUUUAAUUUGUACUCAACCUCUGAAGAUGAGUGCCCCUUACAAGAAUGGUUGGUGUCAUCCGCAGAAAUGGAAGCCUCGGUUGUCUGUAGGCAGUUAGGAAGGUCAUUAAUGUAUAAGUUGAAUAAUAGUAAAGGACCAAGGUUUGAACCCUGUGGGACGCCACAAUGAAUUUCAACUACAUCCAACACGGCAUUGUUUAUUUUGCAAACUUGUUUUUUUCUAAUGUAAAUAAGAUUUAAACCGUUUGAGAGGUGUUUCCCUUACUCCACAUUGUGUUUCCCUUACUCCAGAGGUAUUUCUCUUACUCCACAUGGUCGUCCGUUGUACAUAUUGUAUCGCACGUACGUUUGUAAAAUACUCGCGAAAAUUAUAACUAAAAGUUACUAUCGCAAGGAAAGUGCUGCCUCGCCCCCAUGGGAUUAAAGGCAGCAUGCGCACUAAGCUGAAGAAGGGGCUGUUUAUAUGAUCCCGCUUUGCCAGGACGAGAAAUGAGGGAGGAUGAUUUUACGUUUCGAUGUAUUGAAAUGAUUUGCAUUAUUCAAAUAGAUGCAGGUUUAUUAGCAUGGCAUGACCAGUUGCCAUGACUAGCUUACCACUGUAUACUGUACAAUAUCAUAUAUAUAAAUGAUAAUAAUACUUGAAUGAGAAUUUAAUAUAGAAUUGAAUAACAAUUUCAUAUAUAGAAAUACUAUGUCAGUUUUUGUCCCAACUAUCAUUUUAAUUGCACCUUCAAGGCUAUCCCUAUCGCAAAACUACUAAACAAUCUGCUCAUGGGGAUCAUCUGAUUAUCAAUUUCCCGUUUGUAAUGCAAAAUGACUGAAAAACGGCAAACUUCGCAAGGCUAUGUUAUCUGCAUUUUACAACAUUUCGCAAAGAAACUUCGGCAUAUUACUAAUUUUGUGAUGCUCUUUCAAGCUGUGAUUAAACUUUUGUCCAGCCUUCAUCAAAAUUUCACUCAUAAGGGGAAAGGUCUAUUGUGUGUUCCAAUGUGGGCACGAUAUUGCUCAAUUGAUAUUCUCUCAUUAUUCAUGAUAACAAUAUUAAUAAUAAACUAUCACUGUGAUAAUUCAUACCUUGAAGUACGAUGUUCUAUCAAGCUUAAUCACAUUUUUUACAAACAAACAAUCGAAGAGCUCGGCCACUUGUUUAUAUGAAAACUUGUAUGCACCUAAAAAAUUAAUAAUGUAUAAAAUACAGUUAAUCCAUUCGUUUCAACAGGUAAACCGUACAUGCGAUACAAUAUGUACAGCGUACGACCAUGUGAAAAUAGCCUGCAAAGAAGGCGCGUUGAAGGGCGAAAAUAUUUAUACGAAAAUAUUACGAAAGUUAUGGCUGUGGUUAUGGUAUUUAAAAGUAUUGAAAAACAGUGUUUUAGUGUUUAUAUGCAAAUUAGCAAACGAAAGAAGACGAAGAAUGCCUAUUCACACAUUUUACAGCCAUACAGGUACACCAGUCUAAAAAAGAAUACUGCUGUGCUCCCUUGGUCUCUAAAAUGUCUUUUUUGACGUUUAAGGUGGCUCGCUACACUUUUAUAAAUAUUAAAGAUUUUCUGAUUUGGAUAUGAAUUUCUGGCUAAAUACUAUUUGUUUAAUUUAAAAACCAAGAGUAUCUGACUUGUAUAUAACGCAAUAGCUAAGGAGUUCGAAAUUUUUAAAAAAGUACUCCUAACUGCCGUUGCUAUGGCAACAAUGACGUCACAUUGGUCACAACAUGGCGGAUAUUUUAUCUUAAAAAUAAUUUAACUCGAAAAAAACUUGGGUGACCCCAAUUUUUUAUUUCAUAAAAUGAUUUCUUUUAGUAUUUUGAAUUAUUUUCAUGAUUUAAAAAAAAUUCUAUCAUCGCAAAAAUAAUUUAUUACGAAUUUUCACAUUUUCCUAUCUUGAAAAAUUUCGGCAUUACAGAAUUUUUUUUUAAAUUAUGAUAAUAAUUAAAAAUACCAAUUAGUAAUCAUUUUAUGAAAUAAAAAGUUAAAUAUCCGCCAUGUUGUGAUGUCAUUGUUGCCAUAGGAACGGCUGUUAGAAGUAGCAUUUGAAGAAUUCCGAACUCUUUAGUUAUUGUGUUAUGCCAGUCAGAUAUUGUUCGUUUUUAAACAAGUAAUAAUUGUCCAGAAAAUCAUAUCCAAAUCCGAAAAUCUUUAAGUUAGAAAAGUGCAGGGAGCCACCUUAACAGGAUUUAUUUGGCAUCAAUAUUCAAUAUGAAAUGUUCUUUAAAAUGUUUUGGAUAAAGUAGAAGGUUAAGGAACAAAUUAAUAUUCAAACAGUAUAAAAGUAUAAAACUGAAAAAUAUAACACAACUCACAGUUUUGGCUAUUGCCUUUGGCUUUUCGCACAAAGAAGCCAAUACUCUUUAAAGAAAUAUCAAUAAGUAAAUGAGAAAUACGAAACGAACGGAUAAAAUUUUACAAAAUAUGCAGACCUAAUAGCUAAAAUUGCUUAAGUGGUUCCGAAUAUUUAAAACAAUAGAAAAAUAUUAAAGUUAAAUGUCAUCGAAAAUUUGCGUCAUAUAACGGUAGAACCCAUUGAAUUCGAGGGCAAAUGGAAAAUGUUAAUAUGGAAAUUUGUCCAGAAUAUCAGGUUUCUAUUUUGUGUUUUUAAGGGAAACUGUAAACUUGCAAAUGUGGACGUAUCUCAAGUCUUG
Molecule: messenger RNA, 10098 nt
Organism: Paramuricea clavata
Lineage: Eukaryota; Metazoa; Cnidaria; Anthozoa; Malacalcyonacea; Plexauridae
Source: the annotation of a GenBank genome assembly